Messenger RNA from Pseudozyma flocculosa PF-1, 1944 nucleotides. RefSeq lists its product as uncharacterized. The transcript has a single exon. The record is from RefSeq and is a predicted model, not a curated record. Bases 1 to 1944 code for a protein of 647 amino acids. NCBI's taxonomy places the organism in Eukaryota, Fungi, Basidiomycota, Ustilaginomycetes, Ustilaginales, Ustilaginaceae. Gene Ontology annotation, biological process: mitochondrial translation. Gene Ontology annotation, molecular function: structural constituent of ribosome. Gene Ontology annotation, cellular component: ribosome; mitochondrial large ribosomal subunit.
AUGAUCGCACAGCCGUCGUCGCACGCUCUGCGGGCGCGCAGCUCGGUGAGGGCAGCCAGCCUCGUCUCGUCGGCGCAGAGGCGCCUCGCUCCUCGCUCCUCGAUCCUUGCUCGCUCGCCCGCGCUCGCCACCAGCCAGAACAAGAGCGUCGCAAGCGCUCGCCCCUUUGCCACCACUGCCGCUGCUCCUCAGGCCGCCGUGUCCGACGCCAUCAUCCCUGCGCCUACUCCCGCUACUUCCCGCAUCGCCGCCGCCCCUGCUGCGUCCGCCUCGCGUGCAACCCAGGGACGGCAUCGCCGACGCUCUCCGCGGCCAGGCGCCCUCACUCCCGCAGACAAGGUGCGCCAGCUCCUCAAGUGGAACUGGCUCAAGCCGGACUCGGACAAACAGCAGAAGAGACUCGAGUUCCUCGCAAAGCUCGAUGCCCAGGGCCAGGCCAACCAAGUCAAUCUACCGGACUGGUUCAAGGCCCUCUACGAGCAGGCUCGCUCAUUCCGCUCGGCUCGUGCGAGGCUUUGGAAGCCUUCAGCUGAGCUGCUUUCCUCCCUUUCCGGCCGCAAAGUCACGGAUGCUGAUAAAUGGAUCGAUGAGCGCAUCGACGCGCAGCGGCAUUCCCUCGUCGAAGAGGUCCGGAAAGCCAACGAACGCACCCUCACUGCCCGAAAGGCCAUCAAGAAGCGCAUCAACGAGCUCGUGCAGGCCAACAAAAACCUCAGCGCAAAGGCCCGACCUGCCGCCGAACGGGAGGCGGCAGCGACCGCAGAAGCAGAGGUCAAGGAGCUCCAGGUCGCUACCGAGGAGGUCGCGAAACGCGUCGCCGCAUGGGACCUGUUGGAGCGCGAGGCCAAGGUCGACGUCGCGGUUCAGCCCAUCUGGGAGAAGAUGAGCGGCCAGCAGAGGUCAGACGCGCAGCUCCGCGCACGAUACGUGUGCAUCCGCAAGCUUGGCUGGAGGCAGGGCUAUUCGUCCGGAUAUCCUCAGCCGACAAAGUCGAUCGAGGGCGGCAAGCCCGACCCGACCGCGCACUUGCCCAAGGGACUGGGCAAGCCGGGCUCCGAGGGCCUCGAGGCGCUGGCGGAGCUGAGAGAGCGCGAGGAGACGGCGGCUUGGGACGCUUGGCUGGCCAUGACCAACCCGCAGCGCGUCAAGGAGGAGAAGGCGGCGUGGGAGCUUCGAGACCGCUCGCAGGUCUACAUCGACGACCGCGAGGAGUCCAAGAUCCUGGGCGCGCACGCCCCGCGCUGGUUCGCCGUGCCCGAGCGGGUGGGACAGACCGUGUUCCUGCCCAACACCGUGGUGCGCCUGGUCAAGAACCACACGCCGGCUGGCCAGGCUUACGACCCAUGGAAGGCGACGUUCCGAGUCCCCCUCAACAUGCACAAGCACGCGCUCCGCUCCUACCUCCUCUCCAUCUACGGCCUCAAGACGACGUGGGCCAGGUCAUCGGUGUACCGCUCUCCCGUGACGCGCAACAUGAACGGCAAGGUCGUCUCGGGCCGCGGCCGCACCUGGAAGAAGGUCGAGGUGGGGCUGCUUGAGCCGUUCCUCUUCCCCGAGGUUUCGCCGGAUUUCAAGACAAAGGAGCUGAUGCAGUCCGAGCUCGACUACGAGCGGGCGCGGGUGUACAUGAAGAUCACCCGCGCCAACCGAUGGCGCAGCAAGAAGAGCGUCGACGAAUACGAGCAAGAGAUCCGCAACGCCGAGGCCAAGACUUACGACGGCCUCGCCGCCGAGGAGGCCGAGCGGGCCAACAACGCCACGCCCCGGCCCGGAUACGAGAAGCCGCCGCCGCGCUUCAUUGUGCGCACCCAGGGCCUGCCCUCGGCCAAGCACGGCAAGAUCCUCAAGCUCCUCGCCGACAAGCGCGCCCAAAAGGAGCAGGCCGUCGAGGCCCUCAUGGCGCAGUACAAGGCCGACAACAAGCUCGACUCGUCCAAGCCUUAG